AGAGAGCUCUCGAUAUUAUUUUCCAUUUCGUGUACUCGGCGGGCGCAGAGCACAGAGCAUUCAAGCGGCGGAGAGGAGUACCGUCCGACGGAACAGUCGUGCCAGUCCUCCGCGAACCGAGCCCACUUACCUGGCCUGGCCAUGGACGAACAGGCGGGGCCCGGAGUGUUUUUUAACAACAAUAAUAACUCGGUGCUGCCCGGCGGUGGGAAAGGACCACAGGCCGGCGACAGCGGCGGAGGCGAGGCGGCGAGGGCGCAGUACAGUAUUCCGGGAAUCUUGCACUUCCUGCAGCACGAAUGGGCCCGCUUCGAGGUGGAACGAGCGCAAUGGGAGGUGGAACGGGCCGAAUUGCAGGCACAGAUCGCCUUCCUGCAGGGGGAGAGGAGAGGGCAGGAGAACCUGAAGAAGGACCUGGUGAGACGGAUCAAGAUGCUGGAGUACGCCCUGAAGCAGGAGAGAGCAAAAUACCAUAAAUUAAAAUAUGGAACGGAGCUCAACCAAGGAGAUAUGAAACCCCCAACCUACGACUCAGAUGAAGGGAACGAGAACGAGAAUGAGAACGAGGUUCCGGGGCCACAGAACAGCCAGCUCACCUGGAAGCAGGGGCGUCAGCUACUGAGACAGUACCUGCAGGAGGUGGGCUACACGGACACCAUCCUGGAUGUGAAGUCCCAGCGGGUGAAGGCUCUGCUGGGAUUGGCCGGAGACACGGGGGAGCGGCCCUCCGACAGGAACCCCGAGCCCAUGGUCAACGGCACGGAGUCGCUCCAGAGCAGCGUCAUGAUCGGGAAACCCGACCUGAGCGACUCGGCGUCGGUUCUGGAGGCGUUCAAGUUCAUCGAGAGCGCGGCGGCCGAGUUCAGCGACGAAGACGAGGAUGAAGACAGCGAGGGGAAGGACAGGACCAUCAUGGAGACCUCAACGAUGAGGAAGAAGGGCUCUUCAUCACCCUCCUCGUCCUCGGCGGACAUCAGCGACGAUCCCGAUCCCGACACGGAGGAGGCCCUGAAGGGCUUCGACUUCCUGGCCAGCCCCGACGAGCUGGACGGAUCGCCGGAAUCCCGGAGCGCCGGGGACGGGACGGACUGGGAGAAGGAAGAACAGUGUCCCAUGUCAGAGGCCUGGGAUGUGGACCAAAAUCUGAUAACCAAACUGAAGGAGCAGUACAGAAAGGAGCGCAAGGGCAAAAAGGGGGUGAAGAGACCCAACCGGUCCAAGCUCCAGGACAUGUUGGCCAACCUGCGGGACGCGGAGGACCUGCCCCCCAUGCAGCCGUCCGUCACCCCCCCCGCGAGGCCGAGUGUCCCCCGGCUCAACGAGCAGGAAGCCAACCGCGCUGACGAAGUGGAGGCCAUGACGUUCCCGCCCACGUCGGGGAAGUCGUUCAUCAUGGGCGGGGACGAGGCGAUGGAGAGUGAGCUGGGCCUGGGCGAGCUGGCGGGCCUGACGGUGGCCAACGAGGCCGACAGCCUGGCGUACGAUAUCACCAACAACAAAGACGCGCUGAGGAAGACGUGGAACCCCAAGUUCACGCUGCGGAGCCACUUCGACGCCAUCCGCGGCCUGGCGUUCCACCCGGUGGAACCCGUCCUGGUCACCGCCUCCGAGGACCACACGCUCAAGAUGUGGAACCUGCAGAAGACCGCGCCCGCCAAGAAGAGUGCCGCUCUCGAUGUGGAACCCAUAUACACCUUCAGGGCCCACAGGGGCUCUGUGCUGUGUGUGGUCAUGAGCUCGUCGGGGGAGCAGUGCUUCAGCGGGGGCGUGGACGGCACCAUCCAAAGCUGGAACACCCCCAACCCGAACAUCGACCCCUACGACUCGUAUGAGCCGUCGGUCCUGCGGGGGGCGCUGUGCGGGCACACAGACGCAGUGUGGGGCCUGGUGUACAGUUCGGCCCACCAUCGCCUCCUCUCCUGCUCGGGCGACGGCACGGUGAGGCUGUGGAACGCCGCAGACACCUCCCCCGCCCUCGCCGUCUUCAACGAGAACAGAGAGCUGGGAAUCCCCUCGUCGGUGGACCUGGUGUGCAGUGAGCCCGCCCACAUGGUGACCUCGUUCAGCACCGGGGAGACGGGCCUGUUCAACAUGGAGACGCAGCAGCUGGUCCUGAGCCUGGAGUCCGCCGGGGAGCCGGGACUCCCCUGCCAGAUCAACAAAGUGCUGAGUCACCCCACCCUGCCCAUCACCAUCACCGCCCAGGAGGACCGGCACAUCAAGUUCUUCGACAACAACACGGGGAAGCUGAUCCACUCCAUGGUUGCGCACUUGGACGCGGUCACCAGCCUGGCAGUGGACCCCAGACUCUAUCUGAUGUCCGGGAGUCACGACUGCUCGAUCAGGCUGUGGAACCUGGAGAGUAAGACGUGCAUCCAGGAGUUCACGGCUCACCGCAAGAAGUUUGACGAGUCCAUCCACGACGUGGCGUUCCACCCGACCAAGUGCUACAUCGCCAGCGCGGGCGCCGACGCCCUGGCCAAGGUGUUCGUAUGACCCGGAGAGCCUCCUCUUCCUCCUCCUCCUCCUCCUCCUCCUCCUCCUCAUCCUCCUCUCCCCGCCACGGCCGCCCGCCAUCGGGGACGGAACCAGGGGCGGGACUUAAGAGGACCCCGCCCCCCGCCAACCCCUCCACCAAUCAGCUCCUCCUCCACUCGUCGGCUCCUCCCACAACAACGAGCCCCCACACCUGUGAUUGGUCUGUCGGACCUCUUGUUCGGACACUUGGACAGAGACGGGCGUGGCUG
Molecule: messenger RNA, 2747 nt
Organism: Conger conger (European conger)
Lineage: Eukaryota; Metazoa; Chordata; Actinopteri; Anguilliformes; Congridae
Gene: strn
Product: striatin, calmodulin binding protein
Cellular component (GO): dendrite
Molecular function (GO): protein-containing complex binding; protein phosphatase 2A binding; armadillo repeat domain binding
Source: RefSeq, a predicted model, not a curated record